AUGUCAACACCACCCAACAAGCUCUCUGUCAAAGUUGAAGGUAAUCAACUCAUCUUUUAUAAUCCCAAUAACGAAGUGGAUGAUAAUGUUGGAAUCACCUUCCACAGAACAUUGAGGAUUCCCGAUGACGGAAAGAUCUACCCUUUGCCACCUUCGUUGGGCACAUUUCCAGUGAAACGAGUCGAUGAUUACAUUGAUCGAGUGCCUGAGGCUUGGAAGAAACAAGGAGGAGUGUUCAUUCCACUCUAUCAAAGAGAAGCCAUGUGGUUGGAAUUUAUGAAUUUCAACUCGGAAUACCCUCAUGCUUUGAAAAUUGCCGUCGGAAAAGUCAAUGCCUUAUCAGGAGAAACUUGGGACGAACAAAUUAAGAAACGAAAUGUUCAAGAUUAUGUCGUCACACCCUUACAACCAUGGUUAGAUGGUAUCAAUGCAGGAGAUGGAUACAUUAAACAAUUUGUGGCCAUGCCACUUGGACAAGGUUACACCGUCGAAGGUCAAGUCACAGGCGAGGAAAAAGUCGGUGGAACACAAAUUAUUGCCUAUGCACCACAUCAUGAGAAACGUGUGCAGAAAUUCCCAUCCUCAAGAACAACGACUAGUACCCUCAUUUCCACUCCUCCACCACCACAACAACCACCUUCAAAACCACCUUCCUCUUUUGGUUUCUUGGGUGGCAUGAUAAAUAAGUUAUCUGGAACAACCACCACUACUCCAGUACCACCACCUUCACUUAUUCCUCCAAAAACAAACCAACCACAAUACUCUCCACCACCACUUUCACUUUAUUCAAUGUCAACUACACCUUGUUCAUCAAUGAUCAAUAGUAGUACUGAUUAUUAUCAACCCAUGUGCUCCUCCUCAUCAUCGUCGAUGAACAUACCUGCAUCAUCUGCUCCACCACUUCCACAAUGUGAAUCCUUGUCUUCGAACACUCUCUGCUCCUUUGAUGAUGCUGAACAAGUCAAGCCAAUGCCACGUUCGUCUUGUCCUCCUUCUGUGAAACAACACUCUGAAAAGAAACGAAAGGAAAAUGUCAAAUCAGAAAAUAGCAAAGCAAAAGAAUUGGGUCUUGCAGCAGGUGGCAAAAUGAAGCAACAAAUUAUUGAAGAUCCUUAUGGUCACACCUUCUGGGAUGAGUCCACAAAAUCGAGAAUUUUCAUUCACAUUGUCAAUAGUGAAAUGUAUAAGGAAAUCACUGGUGAGGAUGUACCACCCACGCCAAUCACUGCUCAGACCUAUGCCAGUUACAAUUAUCCAUGGUUUGAUUUCUAUAAUGAAGAUGUCGGCUCCGUAGGAAAGAGUAAUAUUUUGUCUCAAGUGAAAAGUGUCAAGGAAAUUGAUCAAGAGAAAUAUGCUUGGCCUCAACAAAACGACUCCUCAGUUCCUAUUCAUAAUGUGACAACUUACAAGGCAACAUUUAAUAAGAAUGAUGUGAGAGAUGGAGAUUGGUAA
This is a messenger RNA of Naegleria fowleri, 1452 nucleotides long. RefSeq lists its product as uncharacterized. NCBI's taxonomy places the organism in Eukaryota, Heterolobosea, Eutetramitea, Acrasida, Naegleriidae. The coding region runs from base 1 to 1452 and encodes 483 amino acids. The record is from RefSeq and is a predicted model, not a curated record. The transcript has a single exon.